Molecule: messenger RNA, 1621 nt
Organism: Pisolithus orientalis
Lineage: Eukaryota; Fungi; Basidiomycota; Agaricomycetes; Boletales; Pisolithaceae
Product: nuclear matrix protein NMP200
Exons: 3
Coding region: 13-1548 (511 amino acids)
Biological process (GO): protein ubiquitination; DNA repair; mRNA splicing, via spliceosome
Cellular component (GO): cytoplasm; U2-type catalytic step 1 spliceosome; Prp19 complex
Molecular function (GO): ubiquitin protein ligase activity; protein binding
Source: RefSeq, a predicted model, not a curated record
GACAACGACGAGAUGUACUUCUGCGGUAUAUCAGGCGAGGCACCUCAGGACCCGGUCAUCUCUGCAAAGUCUGGUCACGUCUACGAGCGACGCCUCAUCCUCAAAUACAUCACCGAAAAUGGCACAGAGCCGCUCACAGGUGACAAGCUGGAAGAGUCCGACCUGUUGACCAUAAAAGCCAGUCCAAAAGCUGCAGCACCGCGCCCACCAACCGCGACCUCCAUUCCUGCUCUCCUACACACCCUCCAAAACGAAUGGGACGCGCUUGUGCUCGAGACUUUUGGCCUCAGGCAACAGUACAAUAAUACUCGACAGGAACUUAGCUACGCGCUUUAUGCACAGGAUGCUGCUAACCGCGUAAUUGCACGACUCGUUAGAGAACGCGACGCUGCAAGAGAAGCGCUUUCCAAUGUUCAAGCUACCCUUACUGUGACACCCGCCCCUGCAAAUGGUGGAGACGUCGAUAUGGCAGAGGAGGGCGGGGAAGCAGCACCUCAAGAAGGUGUCCUCCCAAAGGAAAUCGUCGACGAGAUCGACAAGACACAGCAGGCCCUCUCCACCACGCGCAAAAAGCGCAAGGUCCCGGCUGGAUACACCUCUGCGGCGGGCGUGAAGACGUUCACAGCAAAACACACUAUUGCCUCUCUGCACUCCCCAUCCCCUGCCGGUAUCAACUCCAUCGCCCUCUCUCGGUUUAAUCUGGGUCGGUUCGUCACGGGCGGGAACGACAAGAUUGUACAACUAUAUGAUAGGGGGACAGAUAAAGUUCUCGCUACUCUCAAAGGGCACACGAAACGCGUUAACCAAGUCGCCUUCCGCGAACGCGAAGGAGAUCCCACGCUCGUGCUCUCCGCAGGCGCGGACAAGAUUGCUAAAAUAUGGGCGCAUGACGAGGCGUCUGGGGAGUACCAGCCUCGCGCAACGAUCCGGACGCAUAAGAGUGAUGUAACAGGCAUCGUUGUCCACCCAACCUCGACGUUCGUUAUGCUUUCAUCCCUCGAUAAGACCUACUCCGCGCACAAUCUCUCAGACUUUGCCCAAGUGUACCACUCGGCGCCGUCUGAGGAUCCUUUCACUGCGCUUGGUGUCCACCCCGAUGGAGCGCUGUUAGCUCUCGGAACGCCAACUUCGAAGAUCCAGAUAUGUGACGUCCGUUCGGGAGAGGUUGCAGCUUGCAUUACACCACCCGAGGCAACUACCGGCCCAUUCACAAUCAAUACCCUGUCCUUCUCUGAAAACGGGUACCAUCUGCUUGCUCCGGACAGUUUGUCCUCCGUUGCGAUCUGGGAUCUCCGGAAGAUGAAAGCGACCCACUCAAUUGCACUAGGCGACUCAUUUAAAGUUAGCAGAGUCGUAUAUGACUGGGGCGCGCAGUAUCUCGGCGUCGCUGGGAACGAAGGCGUUCGGCUGUAUGCUCAUAAGACGUGGGAAGAGCUCAUUCGAUUUGAUGAUCUGGCUGACGUGACGGAUAUCGUGUUUGGCGAAGAAGGGAAAGAAAUCUGGGCGACUAGCGGGAGGGAAGUAAGAAUUUGGGGCGUGCCAGAGUAGGUGUACAUACAUCUGUCCGUAAUUCUUUUCUAUCGUCAUAAGAUUUCUGCCUUGUGCGAUGCGUUUGUAGGGU